AAAGCGCAUUAUGCAUUGUCCAAUCAGAGAAGCCUCAGGUCCGAGCGGCAGCUGAAGAUUCUGGAUGCUAAUUUUUGAAGGGAUGCUGAAAUGGUACUGUAAAAGCAUCUCUGCGUUAAUGGAUCCACACGAGUCGUUGACUAUGGUAUAUAGUUCCUGAAUGAUACGCCCCAAUGUAAUGAGCCAAGCUUAGCUCAUUUCCUGCACAAGGCGUCGAACCACUAACGAUCCUCAUUUUCUCCUGUUUCCUUCUCUCUAUCGGAGCACUGACCCCACUGAAGCGCAAGCCCAUCAUGAAGCAAACCAUGGAAUCACCUCUGCUCGGAGGUGGUGGCUUAGGCAAUAAGAAGUCGAUGAAAAUUAUCUCGUUCCUUCUCGCUCUCAUGGUUCUCCCAUUUUUGGGACUUGUAACCAAAGGCAACACAAACUUCUGGGCGCAAAAACAUGAUAUUGGAAUAAAAGCCAAUCAACAGGAUAGCAUAGAGUCCGAGCUGGGAGUUGUUGCAGCCGAUGAUACGCGUUGUUCUGAAAUCGGAGCUUCAGUUCUUAGGCGUGGUGGGCAUGCUGUUGAUGCUGCAGUGGCAACUUCAUUAUGCCUUGGUGUUGUUUAUGCAACAUCAAGUGGCAUAGGAGGUGGGGCAUUCAUGGUCGUGCGAUCUUCUGCCCGGACGCAAGCUUUUGACAUGAGAGAAACUGCUCCUUUAGCUUCUUCACAGAAUAUGUAUCAGAACAAUCCCCAAGCUAAAAGCCAAGGUGCCUUGUCAAUGGGAGUUCCUGGUGAAUUAGCUGGCCUUCAUGAAGCUUGGUUGCAGCAUGGACGCUUGACAUGGAAAGCCUUGUUCCAACCAGCUGUAAACCUUGCUAAACAUGGCUUUGAUGUGUCGCCUUAUCUUGGAAACUACAUAGCUAAAUAUGCAGAUAGGAUAAUGAACGAUCCCGGGUUGAGAAAUGUAUAUGCUCCAAAUGGCAAUUUGUUAAAAACAGGGGAGACGUGCUAUAACGUGGAACUUGGACACAGCUUAGAGGUAGUGGCAGAACAAGGUCCACAAGCUUUUUAUAAUGGAACCAUUGGUGAAAAGUUAGUGAAGGAUGUGAGAGAAGCUGGUGGGAUUCUAACAAUGGAAGAUUUACGUAAUUACACGGUGGAAAUAACUGACGCAGUCACAGUGAAUGUGAUGGGAUAUACCAUAUAUGGAAUGCCUCCUCCUUCAAGCGGAACACUUGCUCUUUCUUUGGUUUUGAAUAUCUUAGACAGCUAUGGAAGUCCAGAUGCUGUAAAAGGGGAGCUUGGUGUUCAUCGGCUGAUAGAAGCUCUCAAACACACAUUUGCUGUUCGAAUGAACUUGGGCGACCCUGAAUUUGAAAACAUAACGAGUACUGUAUCAGACAUGCUUUCCCCUUCUUUUGCUAAGAAAAUACAACAAAAGAUACUCGACAACACUACUUUCCCUCCAGAGUACUAUAUGAACAGGUGGGCUCAACUCCGAGACCAUGGAACAAGCCAUUUCUGCAUUGUGGAUGCUGAUAGAAACGCUGUAUCAUUGACAACAACUGUAAACUGGGUUUUUGGGGCUGGUGUGCUUUCUCCUUCUACUGGUAUCGUGCUCAACAAUGAGAUGGAUGACUUCUCAGUGCCUACUUAUGUAUCACCUGAAAAACUCCCUCCAGCUCCAACAAAUUUUAUUCGACCAAACAAGAAACCAUUGUCUUCCAUGACUCCCAUCAUCGUCACCAAGGACGAUCGAUUGGUUGGAGUUAUUGGAGGCAGCGGUGGCUUGUUCAUCAUCGCAUCAGUGAUUCAAGUUUUUCUAAACCAUUUUGUCCUGGGAAUGGAUCCUCUGGAUUCAGUUCAGAGCCCAAGGAUAUAUCACACGCUUAUCCCCAAUGUAAUCAGAUACGAGAACUUGACUGCUCCUGAUGGUGACCACAUUGAGGUUUUGGAGGAAAUAAGGCAUUCCCUGGAAGACAAGGGUCAUCAGCUGAAAGAGGCCCAAUCACCAUUAGCCAUCACUCAGCUUAUAGUCCAAGAUCUCAAAACCCCUAUCAACAUGAACAGGAAGAUCAGUAAAGACACCAAUUCUUAUACAAAACAUGGCACCCUGACUGCUGUAAGCGACCCUAGAAAGGGUGGGAGUCCAGCUGCCAUCUAAUUGGCCAUCAAUAAUUCAGAUUCAUGCAGUCAUAUAAACUUGGGGAGACAUUUAUGCACAAUGUUUGAAAAUACACAUAAAGGGAGUGGAUAGAUGUCGGUUGCAAUUUUAUAA
Molecule: messenger RNA, 2264 nt
Organism: Prosopis cineraria
Lineage: Eukaryota; Viridiplantae; Streptophyta; Magnoliopsida; Fabales; Fabaceae
Product: glutathione hydrolase 3
Exons: 7
Coding region: 294-2150 (618 amino acids)
Biological process (GO): glutathione catabolic process
Cellular component (GO): plasma membrane
Molecular function (GO): glutathione gamma-glutamate hydrolase
Source: RefSeq, a predicted model, not a curated record